AUGCCGCACCUCAAGCAAGUCGUCACGGAUGUGCUAGUCCACCUUACCGGCCAAGGCGGGCAGCAGCGGGACCCACGGCUCUCCCCGUUCCCACCAGACCGCCUCUGGCUCCUUGAAAUCCUGAGCCCGUUCCGUGUACAGCUCCGUGGCAAAGUGUGCCAGCCUUUCUGCAGGUCGCCGGCGCGGUGGAAGCGGGAGGCUUUCACCCGCUCGGCCAACGCGCAUGCGUCCGCUCCACCAGGCUGGGAUCGCGCCCGGGCAGCCAGACGCAUGCGCAGCCUCACUGUUGCAGGAGCUCUCGGGGCCGCCGGUGCUUUGUCGGUCUGUCCCAGUGAUGGAGGGAGGCUCUUAGCUUCGCCAGCGGCUGCAGAGCAGAGGCAGUGGCCCAUGGACCUGCCAGAGAGCCGGGCGGGCAGCCCCGCCGCUGCAGAAAAUCACCCCAUCUCCCCGGCUGUGGGCUCUGACAACGCCAGCCUCCCCUCGAGGAUCCAGGGAGUAUACCUCUGGGACCAGCCAGAGGAGGGGACCCUGGGGAUGCCGCUCAGCUUAGAGGAGCAAAUACUCAACUCCACGUUUGAAGCUUGUGACCCCCAGAAGACAGGCAUUGUGGCUGUGACCCACGUACUAGCCUACCUGGAGGCUGUGACAGGACAGAGCCCCCAGGAUGCACGCCUCCAAACACUGGCCUGCAGCCUGGACCCCAACGGAGAGGGGCCUCAGGCCACCGUGGAUUUGGACACCUUCCUGGUCGUCAUGCGGGACUGGAUCACUGCCUGUCAGCUGGAUGGGGGAUUAGAGCUGGAAGAGGAGACCGCCUUCGAGGGGGCCCUGACCUCCCAGCAACUGCCAUCUGGAUGCCCAGAAGCAGAGGAACCAGCCAACCUGGAGAGCUUCGGAGGCGAAGACCCCAGACCUGAGCUGCCCGCCACAGCUGACCUGCUAAGCAGCCUGGAGGACCUGGAGCUCAGCAACCGCCGGCUGGCGGGGGAGAACGCCAAACUGCAGCGCAGUGUGGAGACGGCCGAGGAGGGGUCUGCACGCCUCGGGGAGGAGAUCGUGGCCCUGCGCAAGCAGCUUCGCAGUACCCAGCAGGCUCUGCAGUUUGCCAAGGCUGUGGAUGAGGAGCUGGAGGACCUGAAGACUCUGGCCAAGAGCCUGGAGGAACAGAAUCACAGCCUCCUGGCCCAGGCCCGGCAGACGGAAAAGGAGCAGCAGCAUCUGGUGGCUGAGAUGGAGACUCUGCAGGAGGAGAAUGGGAAGCUACUGGCUGAGCGGGAUGGAGUAAAAAAGAGGAGUGAGGAGCUGGCCAUGGAGAAGGAUGCUUUGAAGCGGCAGCUCUAUGAGUGUGAACGCCUCAUUUGCCAACGAGACGCCGUCCUCUCGGAGCGCACUCGCCAUGCGGAGAGUCUGGCCAAAACCUUGGAAGAGUACAGAACGACAACCCAGGAACUGAGGCUGGAAAUCUCACACUUGGAGGAGCAGCUGAGUGAGACCCACAAGGGGCCAGAUGAGGUACCCGAAGGGGCUCAGGUGAGAAGAGUGGACUGGACCAGGCUGCUGCCCCCGUCUCUGGGUGUGGAGAUCAAGGCCAUUCAGCAGAAUCAAGAAGUGGCAGCUGCCGAGCUCUCCAGCCCUCUGUGUGGAGUGUGGCAGUGGAAGGAGGUCAUCAGUGAGACCAGUGAGGAAGCUGAGUUUCCGCCUGAAGCCCCAACUGGGGGACAGAGAAACUUCCAGGGAGAACCUGUGCACCCUCAAAGAAGAAGGGAGCGAUCGAUGUGGUUGCCCGGAAGAGAGGAAGAGGAGGAAGCGGAGACCCGGGUCACGGCUGAUCUCCUCCCCAUCCCUCUGGGAGACCGUCAUCCUGGAGACAUCCCAGGAAGCCCUCCUGAGAGCCCUGCCGAGCCAGGACUGCAGCGAGCACUGGUGCCCGUGGUGGAAGGGCUGGUCCCAGUUAUGAGGCCAGUCUGGGGCCAGCUCUGCCUGACCCCCUCGCACCCCCAGCAGCUCAGGAUCGCUCGGCACCCGCGGAUCCCGGCCCCUGUCCUGGGCCUGCUGCUGCUGCUGCUGCUCUCCGUCCUGCUGCUCGGCCAGUCCUCGCCCCCCACCUGGCCCCACCUCCAGCUCUACUACCUCCAGCGCCCCCCAGUGUGAGCCAUGCUCCCCGCCCCUCAGAGCAACAUCUAGUUCAGUGAAUUCUCCACGCCUUUUUUUACUGUUAUUCCCAUUGUUGUGCCACUGUCACUUGGGAUUACCCUAGUAUGGGGACCCCAGACACAGUACUCCAGGAUCCACACCCCUGUAUUGGGUUUUUAUGUGAAAUCUCUUGGUGGUUGAAUGUUGGCAACUACAUUUCUUAACAAUAGCAAAACAUGCCCAA
This is a messenger RNA of Ceratotherium simum simum (southern white rhinoceros), 2377 nucleotides long. The record is from RefSeq and is a predicted model, not a curated record. Lineage: Eukaryota; Metazoa; Chordata; Mammalia; Perissodactyla; Rhinocerotidae.